Pseudophryne corroboree (corroboree frog) is the source of this 2306-nucleotide messenger RNA. RefSeq names its product GC-rich promoter binding protein 1 (gene GPBP1). NCBI's taxonomy places the organism in Eukaryota, Metazoa, Chordata, Amphibia, Anura, Myobatrachidae. Gene Ontology annotation, biological process: DNA-templated transcription; positive regulation of DNA-templated transcription. The coding region runs from base 574 to 1791 and encodes 405 amino acids. The transcript has 11 exons. Gene Ontology annotation, cellular component: nucleus. The record is from RefSeq and is a predicted model, not a curated record. Gene Ontology annotation, molecular function: RNA binding; DNA binding.
CCCGACAUUAAGUUGAAAAGUGUACGCCAGACAGGCAUGGUUGUGGACAGCUAGGUCCUGGCACUUUUGCCCUCAGCGUUAGUAUAAGGUGUAUGGGUCUUUGUUCCGCGAAAGCCCCCAAGCUUAGGCUGCCCCUGACGUUCGCCUGACAAGUUACUGGCAUGUGUGUCUCGUGAUGCCGUCGCUCUGGGUCGCGUGAAAUUCUCUUUCUGCCCGGGACGGGUGUCGGCACUCCGGGCUGCGAUGGCAGGCGUCACCCGGUGAUCGGGCCCGCAUCUCUCCCAACUGGGAGCAAUGUAUAAAGCAGUUCUCAGAACUAGACCUGGGUAUCUUCCUAAGGUGGGGUCUUAAGUCCACCUUAACGAAGAAAUUGUAGUUCCGGGUUUCUGCGGGAGAUGCAUCGCUGGACGUGGUCCGUGCCUUAAGGAUCGUACCAGUGACAUCAGAAAGACAGAUUCUCUCUUCAUUCUCUACGGAUUUCACAAGAGAGGAUGGCCUGCUGAUAAGCAGACACUGGGACUUGCAAUGAGGUGUUAGAACCUUGUUUCACUUUAUCCAAGUGACUUGACCUAAAUGGCGCAGCAUGACUUUGCUCCAGCCUGGCUUAAUUUCCCUACACCGCCGUCAUCCACAAAGACCUCUCUAAACACUGAGAAGCAGCCUGAAAACUUGGUGCGUCCGGACAGCCGUUACCACGUGAUCCGGAGACGCCACAAUUCUUCAGAUGCGUUUGAUGCCGCUAUUGGCCGUCCCAGUGCUGGUAAUUUUGGAAGAAAAGACAAAAAUGGCUGGCGUUCCCAGGGCAGGAACGGGUCUGAGAAUAUAAAUCUCAGUGGCUCCUUCAAUGGUACAAGCUACCGUUCCCGUAGUAGCACGUUCCACGGUGGGAAAAGUCACGGCAGUCGGGAGGGCAGUUCUUCAGAGAAUGAUGUGACUCGAAAAGAUGACCGCGAAAGACGCAAGCAGUUCGAAGCUGAAGACUUUCCUUCUCUGAACCCUGAGCAUGAAAAGGAAUUGAACCAAAACAAGUCUCCUCCUGCAGGAGUGUGGGAAUACCCUUUAAAUACUAAAUCUAGAACUUCUCGAAUGCUGAUCAUUAGGAAAGGGAUGAAAGAUGAUUUCUCACUAUGUGGAUAUCCAAUUACAACAAGCACCCGCUGUCCUCCGGUGAAGGCUGGAACAGAUAUUGCUACGGGUCUAGCACCAAAAGAAACACAUACUACCAAGGAACACCACUAUCUGCAGUUGGAAGUAAAUGCUCUGGGAACAACUUUCUGCCUGGAUUCUUCUCAUGAAGACUUUGGGGACAAUAAAUGUGCAAAUUCUGAUUUUCUAGAUGUAUCGCAGUCUUCAGUGGAAGAGGAGGAGGAUGCUUCCAUUUUUCAGCAUGAACGGGAUAUAAACUUGAACUUUGAUCAGAGUGAAAUUCCCCAAGGGAACAGCAACUCUUUCACUUCCAAGCAUAUCACAGAGUCUUCUGCCUUCCCUCAGGAGGACGUGCUGUCCAGCUCAUUGGAAGCAGAGCACAGGUUGUUGAAGGAAAUGGGAUGGCAGGAGGACAGUGAGAAUGAUGAAACCUAUGCACCACUAACAGAAGAUGAGAUGAAGGAGUUCCAAGCCAUUAGUGAGCAGCUGCAGAAGAACGGUCUCAGGAAGAACGGGGUCCUCAGAAACGGGCUUUCUUUUGAUUUAAAGUUUGAUCUCUGGAAACACAGCACUUUCACCACCGCAGACGACAUUGAGGACACUGAGACCAGUAGCAGUGACACUUCAGAUGAUGACGAUUUGUGAGGAAUUGACAAAGACGUUUUCGUGACACAAACCUUCCCCUACCCCCCCCUCUUUUUCCUCUGGAGGGUAAUUGUGAAAACUUGCUGCAGUUCAAUGCUCAUCCUUUUGGUGGCGCCACUACGCAGACAAUAUUAUGCUGUGUUUAUCUCUCUACUUAAUUGCAAAAGGACACUGUAGACUUGAAGGUUCCGAUUGGCUCAGCAUAUAUUCUUUCCUUGUAGCAGCUGUGUUCUGAAUGAUAAUGUGACGGUAUAAAAGGGGUUAUUUCUAGAAUAAAACAAGCUAAUCGUCAUAUUCCGCCAAGGUUUCUGUUAAACUGUCUUCUAAACAAACAAACAAACAAAAAAAGCACUUUAAUGAUGAUUUCCUCUUCCCUGAUAUUUUCUCCCCUUCCCUUCAUGUCUCAUACAAAUGAUGUAGCAUGUUUGUUAGGUAGAAUAUUCUGUUUCUUGGGGCCUUGAAACAAAACCGCUUUGUUACUGUAAUUACACAGAUUAAAUGCAUUUUUUUUUUUU